GAUAUAGUGUACAGUUCUUUCCCUUGCAGGGUUAACAUAUCCCUUGAGCUCCAUUGCUCAUUUCCCUCCCUGCCUGCUGCUCUGAUUCUCUGCCAUUGGCUGGCUCUGUAGGUUUAAGCUAAAAAGCUCCGUAAUUAGAAGCUCGGCUGACACAGAUCCAGUUUCCUGGGCAGGCAGAUUAAAAAAAAAAAAAAAUCAUCUCCCAAACUCAGAUGUUUUCCUUUCGCUUUGCAGCACAAAAUUUCCAGCAUUCGGCUGUGAUUCUUCUUCCUGUGACCAGUCGCUGGAAGCAGGUGGAGAGGGGUGGAGAAGCUGCUGGCUGGCUGGGAGCUGGGACAAGACAGGGACGGGAAGUGGCAGCCGGGUCUCGUAAAUUCAAGCAAAUCUGUGCUCUCCGGGGAUCCCACCCAUAGCUGCGCCCCUGGCACGGUGGGCAGCGGCAGGCAUCCCUGUGCUUGGACUCUCAUUCAGCCAAGAGUGUCCCUGCUGCCGUUGUGAACCAGCACCGGAUCAAAGCCCUGCUGCAGCAGCUGCCCCCUCAGGACUGUGAUGUAAGCUUGGCAGCAGACUUCCAUCGGGACUCUGCACUUUCCCUGCCUCCUGCAGCCAUCUCGCUCUCUCAUACCACCCUGGCUUGGUACCCUCUGCUAUUCCAGCCCCAGCCCCCUCCCCACAGAUCCUUUCCAGCAUCUCAACAUUGCUGUGGGGCAUGUGGCCAUUUCAGCCUGGGCAUGCCAGGACAGCUCCUCAAUCCUACUUUUCCAGCCCUGCUGCUACCCCAGGUCCCCACUCCCCAGGUUCAGCCAUUGUCUCAUUCCUGGCUUGAAGCCUCCUGGCUCUGAUGACAGAUUCUGCCCUGUGGACAUGUGCCCAAGGUGGCCAAGGCUGUGACCCUCCAGACAAACUUCUUGCACUUGCACCCGUUCUGGGAUGCUUUACUCACCAAGGCAGUGUCCACUUCGGAGCACAGGUCUGCAGGGGUGAUGGAGAAGCUUAUCAACCUCCUGGGCCCCUUCUGGUUCCUCUACAGGAGAGGUACUGCCCUGGCCUCGGGGAGGAGGAGAGGCAACAACUGGAAGCAUUCAGCACGCAACGUAGGCAGGAAGCCCUGGGGCAAGGAUCUGUGUGCCCUGUGCCACCCACCAGCCAUGAGUGUCUCUGCAAGAAGUGCGGCAAGAGGAUGAACAAAGGUGACCCGGGGGUGUUUGCCUCCCGGCUGGGGGAUCACUGCUGCUGGCAUCCCUUCUGCUUCGUCUGCCACUCCUGCCACCAGCCCCUUGUGGACUUCAUCUACUUCCACCAGGAUGGGAGCAUCUACUGCGGCCGGCACCAUGCGGAGCUCUUCAGGCCACGCUGCGCCUCAUGUGAUCAGCUGAUCUUUGCAACCAAAUGCAUCGAGGCGGAGGGCCGGCGUUGGCACGUGGAGCACUUCUGCUGCCUGGAGUGUGACCUGCCUCUUGGCGGGCGGCGCUACGUCAUGAAGAGCGGGAGACCCUGCUGCUGCAGCUGCUUUGAGAGCCUCUACGCCGAGCUCUGCCAGGCCUGCGGGGAGCUCAUCGGUGCUGACAGCGAGCAGGCCACCCACCAAGGCCAGCACUGGCAUGCCCGCCCCUCCUGCUUCUGCUGCAGCUUCUGCCGCAAGCCACUACUGGGAGAGCAGCUCACGUCCCGCCACGGCCUCCCGUACUGCUCAGAGACCUGCAGCCGGGAGAAGGAGCGCGCCUCGUCCUCCUCCACGGCCUCAGACUCCUCCGACUCGGCUUUCCUCUCCACACCCUCUCCCGACUCCACGCCUGUCCCCAGAGCCAGCCGCAGCGGCAGCCGGAGCAGCCCCAUGCCCACCCCAGCUGCAGACAGGGAUGCCCGCAAACCAGGGGCUGCAGCUGACGGGACAGAGCAGCCUUCAGCCCAGACCGGCAUCCACCCUGCCUUCAGGAGCCAGGAUGACCAGGGAGCCCUUCUCAGAGAGAGUGGCAAGGGAGCUACCUCUGUUAGUGCCUUUGGACAGGCAGCUGCUGUCUCCCCGGAGCAGGAUCUGUCAUCAACACCCCCCAACUGCGAAGUGGAUCAGAGCGUGCUUGGAGCUUCACUGGUCCCCACCGGAAACCCCCAGGCAGACAUCAGUGCCCUGUACCUGGGCGCCAGCCCCUCAGCAGACUGCAGCGUGACUGUCCCGCAGAGCCCUGUGCCCCCUGAACAAGCGCUGCGGCACUGGGAUGCGGAGGAGGACGACUCGCGGUGCCCGACCUGCUCCUCCUCCUCGGACUCAGAGCAGGAGGGCUUCUUCUUCGGCGAGCCGAUCCCCAAGCCUGGGACGGGGCGUCCUGCCACCCCCAGCUGGGAGCACAGCAACCUUGGCCCGGCAGCUGGGAAGACGGCCAAGCUGCGAGCAAGCAGCAAGCAUUGCAGCAUUUCCUAACACGGGCCAGGCUCAGCACAAGGGAGCAGUUUCCUGCACCAUGGAAAGGGGGAGUGGAGAGAGCGGGGAUCACAGGGCACAGGGGAAUCGACCAGGAACACCCCAACAGGCGCACUUGGGACACAACCCUAGUGUCCUGGCCCCACAUGUUGUCCCUGGGUGGGAGGAGAGUGCAGAGCAGUGACAAUAGCCUCCAGGGUCCUCUGGACAGACCCAGGGCUGGGAUACAGAUGUGCUGGUCUGGAUCUCUCAGUGCUAGACUCGGGCUUCAGGCAUGUGCCAAGCUUUCAGUGCAUUUUACAAGUGUGUUUGGAACCGGCCCAAGCACAGAUAGCGAUAAGCCUCUGGGGUCCUUUCACUGGCAGGCUCCUAACGGCUGUUCUGCAGGGCUGUCCCCAUUGCGCCUGUAACAGGAUGAUGAACAGGUAAAAGUAGCCGGGCAAGGGCAGGUAGGCAGACCAGCCCUUGGGGGGCCCAAUGCCUUCACUGGCUUGCAUCAGGCUGGGAAGACAAUAGCCCUUUCAGAGUCCUUGGCCCUGCUCCCCCACCGCAGCUAAGACCUGAAGAGUGACUGUGCCUGGCUUCCCCUUGGCUCUGCCUCCCGGCACUGGAGUUCUCACAGACCCUCUGGGGGCAGGACCCUGAUGGCACAACCCGGGCACCCAGCCUGAGGUGCCUAGAGGGAGGUGACUCUCCAGAAAGCCUGGCUGAGUCCUGCCAGAGAUAGGUGAGCGUGGGGAUGGCAAGGCCCCUUCCUCACAUAACGCUGCUGUUGACUCCGGGUGCAGAGUGUGUGCCCGCAGCAAAGACCCCUUGAAUGCAGACAACCGGACGCUGGUCCUGGGAUCUCACAACAUCCCCCUCUCCCUUCCAAGCUAAGCGAUGAGACUCCUUCCACCCCACAGUGCAAGGGGGCUUAACUGGGGCAGGCUGGGGGAAUGUCUCAGUGUUACACAGACAGGCUCCUAAGCCUUGUCUCCAUCAAUAAAACUCAACGUGGAUCUCAA
Alligator sinensis (Chinese alligator) is the source of this 3426-nucleotide messenger RNA. It is a transcript of the gene PRICKLE4, whose product is annotated as prickle planar cell polarity protein 4. Gene Ontology annotation, molecular function: zinc ion binding. The record is from RefSeq and is a predicted model, not a curated record. The transcript is spliced from 6 exons. Lineage: Eukaryota; Metazoa; Chordata; Crocodylia; Alligatoridae. Bases 842 to 2419 code for a protein of 525 amino acids.